Molecule: messenger RNA, 2025 nt
Organism: Gallus gallus (chicken)
Lineage: Eukaryota; Metazoa; Chordata; Aves; Galliformes; Phasianidae
Exons: 2
Coding region: 751-1419 (222 amino acids)
Source: RefSeq, a predicted model, not a curated record
AGCUCAUAUGAUUUUUAUUUAGGGUUUUGGGGUUUUUGUUUGUUUGUUUGUUUUGCUUUUUGAGAACUCUUAACCAUGUUGAUCCACUAAGUUUUUCGAUAUGAUUUUUCUUCAGAUAUUGGUAAUUUUCAAAUCAGAUGGAGAAUUUAUACAGUUUUAUAAACAAUAUUUAUAUGGUUAUAUAAAACUGAUUUUACAUUUUUUCCUCUGGCAUAUGAAGAAGUCAGGAAAUAUACUUUCAGGUGCAGUGUACUUUCUCUGGGGAUGUGGGGAACAGAAAGCAGUCACAUUGCUCAGAAAAGCUGAGAUCAUCAAAACUUGAUUCUUAAAUGCAGGCAUCUCUUGAAGAGCAUCUUCAUUUUCAGAGUGCCGAGCAUCAAACAACAUACAGUGAAGGUAACAGGAGAUGCUCAGUCCUUAGAAUCUUGCAGGAAACAAAAUCAACUGAACCUGAAUGCAGAUGUGAGACUUCUAGUUCUGACUUCCAGAUGUAAAAGUUUUUAUGAAUGUCAGGGACAGUUCUAUUCCAAAUGCUAUAACCAAAAGAAAUGCAAUUGUAUUUACUUUAAGUGUCCGAGAUGUAAUCCCGAUGAAGCUAAAAUGUAUACCUGAAAGUAAUGUUUUCUGUCUCUAGACUGGAUUCAAUCAGUACCUCAGAAGUUCUGAAUUCUACAUUGGAUCCAGCAGCACUUCAGACUUUGUAUAUUUUCACCUGAAAAACCUUCUAAGAAUCCAAGAUAACUGAUUACGAUGAACAUUUUCAGAUACACGAUAUAUACACGUGUGAAGUGUUUGCAGCUCGUUCAUUCCAUGCAAACAACGAGAGAAGCAAAGCACUGUUUCCAUAUUGCAGAUGCAGGUGCUUGGGAAGCUAUGGAAAUUGCUUCCUUGGGCUGCCAUGGGGAGCCCAGUGUAGAAGGAGCACAGUUCUUAGCAUUUGCUGGAAAAAGGCACCAGAAUCUGCCUGAACUCAGAGCCAAACCAUGGUCUGCUACCACCUUGGUACAAAAAGGAAUAGUCAGAAACAUGACAGAGAUAACACCGGUCAGAGAGAUUUCCUUCUAUGUCGCUGCCCUCAACAGGGAGCAGGCAGAGGUAUGGGCGGCGGGCAAAACCCAGCUCUUCGUGUGUGCUUGCUUUCCACCUCACAGCCAACUUCACCCCCACGUUUUUAACCCCGAGGACACUGGAUCUGUUCAGCCACAGACUCUUUUCCCACUCGCUAGAGUGGCUUGGGAUGCACGGAGAAAGCACGGUGACAAAACACAGGCAUUGAAGCUUGACUGCCAGGACAUUCCUCAGCCACUGAACUUUAUACAAAGUACCUCCCCAAGAACUGCCUGCGCACACCUUACUUUAACCCCUGGAUGCCCAGAACCACAUCAGCACUCACAGAACCACAUGCUUCCAUUUCUUUAAUGCAGAUAUUCUAUAAAGCUAUACCUCUUGAUAUCUGCUGACCCUUCAAUUAAAUUAUUUUACAAAAUAAUUCUUAAAAAAAAAAAGUUUUAAGUGCUCUCUGUGAAAUAAUGCAGAUGAUAGAAAAAUUGUUUUAAUUUCAGAGGAAGGACAUCAUGAGAACAGCCAGUAGUAUGGCACAGUUCCCGAGGGACUUCCCUUGGCAGUUAUCUUUAAUAUGUCUGCUCCAGCACUCUAUGUCAGUUCUUCAUAAUUUGCAGACAAAUCAUUCAGAAAACAAACAAACGAACAAAGAAAAAAAGCCACAACCCACCAAAAUUUACUAUAAGCAGCAAGUACCUUAUUGACAAAACAAACUCUCUGGCAGUUCCAAGAGAACUAGCUUGGCACUGUUAGGCUAUUGUUAUCACAACACAAGCACAGACCGCUUUGUUAAGAGCACCUUAUCUGAGAUACCUAAAUAGAAGGGCAAGAAGAUACAAGAGAACAAGCUGUCAGUAGAUGAGAGCAGAAAAACUGUCUCAAGUAAGCAGAGUUGUUGCAGUCCUGCAGAUGGGAGAGAUAAUAACGUUCCAGACACGGCGCUGCUGAAAACUUACCAAAGGG